AAAGAAAGAAAGAAAGAAAAUAACCACAACACUUGAAGAACACAUCACCACUAGCUAGCUCACAGCAUGCUCAAGAGAGGUGCUAUCACUGUAUCCAUGUUUUCAAACUCCACCGUGUUAGUGGGGUGGUGCAGGGGACGUAGGAGGCUAAGGAGGCGGAGAGUUGGCACGAUACGGCUAGGGAAUAAGAGGCGAGGGUUCUGCCUCGUGUCACGGCCGGUGAUCCAGUGGGGUGUCAUGGUUGCUCCCCUUCGAAUGCUGAAGAAUAUCAUCAUGGAUAUGGCACCUAAUGGCCGGUUCAUUGAGGCUUAUUACUUGUCUUUACCCUUUUUACGUCCACAAAUAUUUCCUCUAUGUUGAUUCUUUUGGUGUUUAAUUUCCUUUUUCUUUUUUAAUCUUUUUUUUUCCUUUCACUUUUUAAAUUGUCUAUUUAACAUGGUUCGGCAAAUCGAUCCAUAACAAUAAAAACAUAAUUUUUUGUGUUUUUAUUGGUGAAA
Populus trichocarpa (black cottonwood) is the source of this 497-nucleotide messenger RNA. RefSeq lists its product as uncharacterized. The transcript has a single exon. Lineage: Eukaryota; Viridiplantae; Streptophyta; Magnoliopsida; Malpighiales; Salicaceae. The record is from RefSeq and is a predicted model, not a curated record. Bases 67 to 360 code for a protein of 97 amino acids.